AUGCCUCCAAAGUUUGAUCCUUCUGAAGUUAAAUACUUAUACUUAAGAGCAGUCGGUGGUGAAGUUGGUGCUUCCUCCGCUUUAGCUCCAAAGAUUGGUCCUCUUGGUUUAUCCCCAAAGAAGGUUGGUGAAGAUAUUGCAAAGGCAACCAAGGACUUCAAGGGUAUCAAGGUCACUGUUCAAUUGAAGAUCCAAAACAGACAAGCUACUGCUUCUGUUGUUCCAUCUGCUUCUUCCUUAGUCAUCACUGCUCUUAAGGAAGCUCCAAGAGACAGAAAGAAGGACAAGAACGUCAAGCACUCUGGUAACAUUCCAUUAGAUGAAAUCUUUGAAAUUGCAAGAACCAUGAGAGAAAAGUCUUUCGGUAAGACUUUAGCUUCCGUCACCAAGGAAAUCUUAGGUACUGCUCAAUCUGUUGGUUGUAGAGUUGACAACAAGCCACCUCACGAUAUCAUUGAAGCUAUCGAUGCUGGUGCAAUUGAUGUCCCAGAAAACUAA
Pichia kudriavzevii is the source of this 498-nucleotide messenger RNA. RefSeq lists its product as uncharacterized. Gene Ontology annotation, cellular component: ribosome; cytosolic large ribosomal subunit. The transcript has 2 exons. Gene Ontology annotation, biological process: translation. The coding region runs from base 1 to 498 and encodes 165 amino acids. Lineage: Eukaryota; Fungi; Ascomycota; Pichiomycetes; Pichiales; Pichiaceae. Gene Ontology annotation, molecular function: large ribosomal subunit rRNA binding; structural constituent of ribosome. The record is from RefSeq and is a predicted model, not a curated record.